UUGUUAUAUAGAAUUUGUUUUUGUUUUUUCCCAGAAUUUCGUUUUUGCGUUUUAAGAAAUUUUCAUUUUGAAUCAAAUUUUUUUGGGGAUUGAUUUUCGAUCAAAAAUGCUUGCCGAAUGGAUUAAAUCGUUGGAUAAAAAAACCAGUGAACGUACUGAUGAAGAUUUGGAAAUAAUUUAUAAAAAAUUAAAAACAUUUAAAUUAUUUCGUCGUGUACAUCCAUCCGUCAUUCAACAAUUAUGUUUUGUUGCCAUUAUUGAACAUAUUGAAAAAGGUGUUGUUCUUUAUAAACAAGGUGAUGAAGCAUUAAAUUGGUAUUCAUUAAUAUAUGGUUCAUUAGAUGUACAAAUAACACAUACUGGUAAACGUAAAGAUAUUGUUACUGUUUGUACACUUGGUUCGGGUACAGCAUUCGGUGAAUGUGUUCUGAAUGAUGGUCAUCAUUCAGCUAGUGUCAUAUCAAAUGAACCAUGUACAUUAUUACGUGUACCAAAACAAUCAUUUCAAGAUAUUUGGCAAAAAAGUUCACAUUAUAUGGAAGAAAUAAUAACAUCACCAUUUUCAUUGAAUGAAUUGAAUAAUAAUGAACAACAAUCAACGACAAUAACAACAACAUCAAAUAAAACAAUUAAUCAAUCGAUAGGAGAAAAAUCAACACAAGAUCAGCCAUCAUCGAAUCAAUUGAUAAUGAUGAAUAAAGAUGAUCAUCAUUAUCAUUAUCAACAGAAUGAUGAAACAAAUGAACAGAAUAUUAAAGGAGAAGAAAUACAAAUGUCUGAAAAUGAAAUCAAAUUAAUGCAUGCUGGUUGGAUAAUACGAUUACGUAUUCAACAAACAGCAUCACAUUUGAUUCGUGAUCGUAAACAUCCAUCAACAACCGAAAUAUUUGAUAAUUGUUUUAUUGGUUCAGAAUUAACUGAUUGGAUAAUCAAUGUAACAAUGACAUCAAGUCGUAUAAAAGUACGUUCACGUAAACAAGCUGAAUCAAUUUAUCAGGUUUUAUUUGAAAAUAAAAUCAUCUAUACAGUAUAUCCAUUGGAAGAAUCAAAUUCAUUUACCGAUCGUUAUGUAUUUUAUCGUUUUUGUUUUGAUGAUUUAAAUGAUGAAAAAUCACAAACAUUAGUUAAUUUGUUUCAACAAAAUGUACCGAUUGAUGAAAAUCGUAUUGCUGAUUAUCUUUAUGAAAAUCUUACGUUUUUAUUACAAUUGGCACCUGAAGCAACAUUACGACAAAUAUUACGUAAACCACCGGAAAAUCGUACCGAAGAUGAUAUUGAUAUUGUUUAUGAAGAAAUAAUGAAUAUAAAAGCAUUUUCACAUUUAUCAAAUACAGUAAAAAAAGAAUUAUCGGCUGUAAUUGCAUUCGAAUCGAUUGAAAAAAAAUCAACAACAUUAUUUAAACAAGGUGAUCGUGGUACUUGUUGGUAUAUUAUAUUAAGAGGUAGUGUUAAUGUUGUUAUUGCAAGCAAAGGUAUUGUUUGUACAUUACAUGAAGGUGAUGAUUUUGGUAAAUUAGCAUUAGUAAAUGAAGCACCACGUGCAGCAACAAUUAUAACUAAUGAAUCGGAUUGUCAAUUUUUACGUGUUGAUAAAGUACAUUUUGAUCGUAUAUUAAAAGAUAAUGAAGCAUCAAUUGUACGAUUAAAAGAAUGUGGUAAAGAAGUAUUAAUAUUACAAAAAAUGUCAAUGAAACAACAUUCAAAAAAGAAUUCUGUUGUUGAUAAUACUAAUACUACUGUAAAUAAUGAACCAACAAAUUUUAAAUAUAUGGUUAUGGCUGGUACACCUGAAAAAGUUAUCGAUUAUUUAUUGGAAACAAGAAUGAAUAAUAAUAAUUUUGAAGAACAAUUUAAUAAGGAAAGUUUAUUUGAAGAUUUUCUUCUUACAUUUCCAAUAUUUAUUACAUGGAAACAUAUGACCAAUUCAUUAUUAAGACAUUAUAAAAUUGAUGAAAUGAAUUUUCGUCAAAUGGAAGAUUAUAUUGUUGAUAAUAAAAAACGUGUUGCACGUUUUACAUUACUUUGGUUUAAAAUAUCGGCUGAUGCAUUUUUAAAUUGUAAAACUAUUACAAUUUUUCUUGAUGAACUUAUUGAUCUAAUGGAAAAAGAUAAUUUAAAACAUGAUAAUCAUUUUGAAACAGAAUUAACAUCAUUAAAAAAUAUUAAAGAAACUAAAGAAAAUUAUAAUUUAAAUCUUGAAAUGAGAGGUACUAUUGUUUAUAAAGCGGAUAAUUCAAAUUCGGUUCGUCGUAUGUCGAAUAUAAAUGAAGCAUUAUUUGCAAAAUCACCUGAUGAAACGGAUAAAAUUUUCAAAUUAACAGCAAUCAAAGAAUUUGAUGAAAUAAUUUGUCGUUUAUAUUGUGCUGAUCAUACAUAUACAACAUUGAAAACAACAAUGGAUACCCGUGCAGAAAUUAUUCGUAAUCAAGCUGCUGAAAAAUUAAAUCUUGAUAAUUCAGUUGAUUAUACAUUGGUUGAAUUAAAAUCGGAUAAUGAACGAUACAUUUUCAAUGAAACCGAAUUAAAUAUUGCAACAACAUUAUCAUUAAAUGGCAGAAUAUUCAUUUCACAUAAAGAUCAUUUGGAUGCAUUAACAACAUUACCCGAACAGGAAGGAACAACAAUUGGUUCGAUUUUUAAAUUGGAAUCAUUUUCAUCACAAGAAAUUGCUUAUUUUCUUACUAAUCAAACAUGGAAAUUAUUUUUUAAUAUUCAUCCAUAUGAAUUUAUUUAUUUGGUAUUUGGUCGUCAUAAUUUUAAUGAUAUAACAGCCAAUCUUGAUCUUUGUCGACGAAAUUUUAAUGAACUACAAUAUUGGGCUAUAACAGAAGUUUUAUUGGAAAAAUCAUUAUCAAGACGGGUACAGAUUUUGAAAAAAUUGAUUAAAAUUGCUGGAUAUUGUAAAGAAUAUAAAAAUCUAAAUUCAUUUUUUGCCAUCAUUAUUGGUUUGAGUAAUGUUGCCAUCAGUCGAUUAACACAAACAUGGGAAAAAUUACAUAAUAAAGUUAAAAGAAUUUUCACCCAAUAUGAAUCAUUAAUUGAUUCAUCACGUAAUUAUCGUCGUUAUCGAUUAUUAUUAUCGAAAUUUGAUCCACCACUUGUACCAUUCGUACCGUUAUUAAUCAAAGAUAUGACAAUUUUACAUGAAGGAAACAAAACAUUUGUCGAUCAAGGAUUAGUAAAUUUUGAAAAAAUGCAUCUUUUAGCACAAACAUUACGUAUGAUACAGGAUUGUAAAUCCGGAUCAUUUCAAAUACAAUCACCGGCAACAUUAUCGAUGAAAAAAAUGAAUUUCCCAAAUGUAUUACAAGAAUAUUUUGAUCAAAUCAAAGUUAUUGAUAAUCAAAAACGUUUAAUGCAAUUAUCAUAUUGUCUUGAACAUCGAAAACUUUGAAAAAGCCAAAAAACAAGCUGAAUUCAACAACGCACAUAUCAUUUUUCUUUGCACAGAAAAUAUUUUAUUUCAUCAUCAUCAUUGUUAUUAUUGUUUCAAUAUUAGAUCAAACUAAA
Molecule: messenger RNA, 3510 nt
Organism: Dermatophagoides pteronyssinus (European house dust mite)
Lineage: Eukaryota; Metazoa; Arthropoda; Arachnida; Sarcoptiformes; Pyroglyphidae
Gene: Epac
Product: Exchange protein directly activated by cAMP
Biological process (GO): Ras protein signal transduction
Cellular component (GO): plasma membrane
Molecular function (GO): guanyl-nucleotide exchange factor activity
Source: RefSeq, a predicted model, not a curated record